CAUCCAAACACCGAGCUCAACACGUCCUUGUCAAAUGAGAGACUGGCCAUGCGGAGCGGUGGUCGCCGUUUCGAUUGAUUCUACUAAUGUUCUUGUCGGCAGGAAGUCCAUGUCCGAAGAGUGUUGGUGAUUGCAUGGUCAGGGUAAAAGCAUCGACCUGCUCAACCACAUGACAGGCUGACACGAGGAUCGAGUCAAGUCACCAUUUCAUCGCGGUUUUUAGGGUUUGAGAAAGAGAGCUUUGAUCCCAUCACCCGUAAGUCCGUAACGAAGCUAUCCUCCGUAUAUAACCCUGUUACCGCCCUGCUAGAGAGUAUCCACUAUCCUUUCUGCUCUUUCUAUACCGACUUACCACACUGCCUUUUUCUUGCUUCGACUAUAACAAUGUCUUCUACUCUUGUCGUUCACCAUCUGCGCGUCAGUCAAUCUGAAUCCAUCGUCUGGCUGUGUGAAGAACUCGGCAUCGACUACAAGCUCGUCUGCCAUGACCGCGAUCAAGCGACAAUGCUGGCUCCCGACGCCUACAAAGAGCUCAGCCCCCUCAGAACAGCACCAGUAAUCGAGGAUGUCGACACUUACACGCCAAACCCCGAGCACAUUCGCCUUGCAGAGUCGCAAGCAUGUGUAGAGUGGAUUUGCAGGAAACAUGGUCAAGGACGUUUGUUGAAUAAACCUUGGGAUGCGAACUGGAAGGAAUGGCUGUUUUGGUGGCACUUUACCCACGGCUCCUUCCAACCAGUCUGCCAAAUGCUCCUCCUCGCCUCCUCCCUCCCCUCCGAUCACCCCGGUCUCAAAAUCGCCAACUCACGCCUCUCCCACUACCUCUCCCUAAUCAACAAGCGUCUCGGCGAAUCCAAAUUCCUCGUUGGCGAUGAGCUCACUGCCGCGGACAUUAUGAUCAUCUUCCCUCUCACCACACAAAGAGCUUUCGUCCCCAUUGAUCUAACCGAAUACCCGAAUAUCUUGAGAUAUCUAAAAGAGAUUGGAGAGAGACCUGCAUACCAAAAGGCUUUUGAGAAGGCUGAGACGACAUUGAAGCCAUUGUUGGAUGCGAACCCGAAGUCUCCUUAUAGCAUUUGAAGGAGACUUUUGAGACGUGUGGCUAUGACGAUUGUAUGUUCUUCUCUCUCUACUCUUGGACUGACAUGUCUGGAUAAAGGCAUCAUUAUCAUACUUGGCGUUUUUUUCUUCGGUGGGAAUCUUGGGAAUAUAGAGGAUAGAAUUUUGGCUUAGCUGGGCUGGCCACUAUAGAUAUAGACAUGCAUUUAGACUUAUACAAAAGGUGAUUACACCUCUUUAACACAACAGAGAAGUUCAAGGAUAUACUUUUGCUGUAAUAGAGCUACCUAGCGCUUCUAUAUGACAGUUGACCUAUCGCUGCCGUGCCACGUCUGGCCAUUGCGGUUUACAAAAGCUGUAGACUAUUGCUGAUCAGCCGCCAUAAAGUUUGACAAGGCAAGCCAGUCAGUGGAUUUGGAGUCAAACCUCACGCAGCAGCUCUGUCA
Messenger RNA from Aureobasidium subglaciale EXF-2481, 1505 nucleotides. RefSeq lists its product as uncharacterized. The transcript is spliced from 2 exons. The coding region runs from base 385 to 1080 and encodes 231 amino acids. The record is from RefSeq and is a predicted model, not a curated record. Lineage: Eukaryota; Fungi; Ascomycota; Dothideomycetes; Dothideales; Saccotheciaceae.